Messenger RNA from Grus americana (Whooping crane), 441 nucleotides. RefSeq names its product family with sequence similarity 136 member A (gene TIMCC). The transcript is spliced from 3 exons. Gene Ontology annotation, cellular component: cytoplasm. The record is from RefSeq and is a predicted model, not a curated record. NCBI's taxonomy places the organism in Eukaryota, Metazoa, Chordata, Aves, Gruiformes, Gruidae. The coding region runs from base 25 to 441 and encodes 138 amino acids.
GGGCGGUGCUGCGCCGGGCCCGGGAUGGCGGAGGCGGCUCAGGGCCGGGUGCAGGCGGCGGUGGAGAGCGCGGUGCAGGGGCUGGAGCGGGAGCGCAUCCGCGGCAUGCAGGGCGCCAUGUUCCGGUGCAGCGCGCGGUGCUGCGAGGACGGCGCGGCCUCCAUGCAGCAGGUGCAGCGGUGCAUCGAGCGGUGCCACGCGCCCCUGGCCCAGGCGCAGGCCAUCGUCACCGCCGAGCUGGAGCACUUCCAGGAUCGCCUGAGCCGCUGCACCCUGCACUGCAACGACAAGGCGAAGGACGCGCUGGAGGCGGGGGGCGCGGAGGCGCGGGUGCGCGCGCAGCUCGACGCCUGCCUGGCCGCCUGCGGGGACGAUCACCUGCGCCUCGUGCCCGCCAUGGCCAAGAAGAUGAAGGACAGCCUGGCCGCCCUCCAGCAGUAG